Messenger RNA from Schizophyllum commune H4-8, 2010 nucleotides. RefSeq lists its product as uncharacterized. The record is from RefSeq and is a predicted model, not a curated record. The annotation marks the transcript as partial. The transcript has 2 exons. Lineage: Eukaryota; Fungi; Basidiomycota; Agaricomycetes; Agaricales; Schizophyllaceae. Gene Ontology annotation, molecular function: catalytic activity.
AUGCUAACCACAUCGCCUAAACGCGGGGCCCGUAAACGCGUGUCUAACGAGCCGCAAGGGCACCGAGAAGACACCAGCGUUCUCGAACCGACCACCCCGGUACGGAGGUCGACCACCUCUGCCCAGAGACCGACCACGGAUCGCCCGGAACUGUGGAAGGACGUCAGCAGCACCUACUGGGGUCCGCCCAGGCAGCAGGCCGCGGCUCCCUCGAUGGAGAGCGUGCAGACGCAAUACCCGGUCGAAUCGCUCUUCUCCGACGGAGAGGUCGCGUACGGGUCCGACGCGGUCGCGGAUGCAUACCAGUCACUCGCGCAAGCCCUCACAUCACACGAAGUCCUACAGGCCCUCAACAUGGUGUCAAGCGCGCUGGCUAGCGCCAGCGAGCAAGACACACCACUCCCCGAGAUACCGAAGAGCCUCUCCAGCGCCGUCACCCAAAUUGCUAACAUCUGCUCGCCAUGGACUUCGAUCUACAGGACAUUAGGCGCACAGCACCAGAUGAUGAACAACGGCUUCGAGACCAUCGUAAAACUGACGCGCGAAGCCAGGAAAGAGGCAACCUCUCAAGCCCGGAAGAACGAGGAACGGCUCGACCGCCUCGAGCGAGCCCUAGACGACAUCAAGAACAAGCCACUCCCCCCUACCCCCCAACCACAACCACAUGCCGCCAGCACGCCUCCGCCGCCGACGACUCAGUCGAAGACGCGAAAGGCAGCGACGACGCCAAAAGCACCCUCCAACAACACGCUGGAGGCGGACCACCCCAGCCGCCUAGCCCUAGAGAUUCGGCCCGGGGGCCUACCCAAGGAAAAGCGGAUGGACGAGCUCGCGCUUCGCGACCGUAUCAACAGCGUCCUGCGUGACAUCGUCGAUCCGGCGAAGGUCCAGGUCGCAGGUACGAAGUGGAACCCGCAAGGGAACUGCAUUGUCGUGACGCGCCAGGACCAGCUAGCGAGCGACCUGAUCGAACAUGUCCCGAAAUUCGCAGAGCUCGUCGGCCAGGGAAUGGAGGUCAUCCCUCGACUCACCGCAAAGUGGCGCCGGCUCAUGAUACACGAUGUCCGCACGGGGCUCUUCGACGAGUUCAUGCCGGGCCUUCACACCCCCGACCAGAUUAAGUCGGAGCUCCUAUCGAACCCCGUAUUCAGCACCCUCAAGUCGCUCGCUGAGGAACCGCGCUGGCUACGCCGACCACAGGACAUUGUGACGCCCAGGUCGACGAUUAUCUUCGCAGUAACGAGCGAGGAGGAAUACAAGAAGUUACUCAAGGCCAAGAUCUUAUGGGUGUACGCGUACUACCACCCUCGAGACGACGUCGAGAUCACUCUGCGGUCGGACAUAGUCACCCAUCGAGACAUCAUGAUUCUCGACGUAACGCAGGGCGACGACAUCACCACUAUAGUACACAUUUACAACGACCGCCGCCUCCCGGCCGCGCAACAGGCUUCCCAUCUCAUAGCAGACCUUACUCUCCCAACCCACCACCCCGUGCUCAUCCUAGGCGACUUCAACCUCGACCACCCUCUCUGGUCGACGGAGCCCUCUCGCACGUCGGCUGGGGCCGACGAACUGGUGGACUGGAUGUCAGACAACGGGUAUGCUCUUCUGAACAAGAAAGGCUGCCCGACCCACUUCCCGCGACGCACGGCUGCUGCACCGUCCGUUCUCGAUCUAACAUUCGCGAACGGCCCGGCACAGCAGCUAGACGCGGCAAAGGGGUGGGCUCUGGCACCACAGUACCAGUACAGCUCCGACCAUAUAGGUAUCACCUUUAGCCUGGACUACGGCGUCACCCCCAUUGAGAAUCUCACGGGAGAGCGCUACAACGUGAAGGAAGUCAAGCCCAAAGAAUUCCGAGCCGCGUUGCAAGAGGAGAUUCACCGACGGCAAGGCGCACUCGAGAAGUUGAUGGACUUAGGCCAGGAGGUGUCGACGGACGACCUUGAAGAUGCCACCACCGCCAUCACCGACGCUAUUCAGGCGACUCUGCGAAGGGUCGCGAAGAUA